AUGGGAAAGUCUUCCAAAGAUAAGCGGGACGCCUACUACCGCCUAGCAAAAGAAGAAGGGUGGCGCGCAAGAUCAGCGUACAAACUCUUGCAGUUGGACGAAGAGUUCAACUUGUUCGACGGAGUCACACGCGUCGUCGAUCUCUGCGCCGCCCCCGGAAGUUGGUCGCAAGUACUUUCGCGAGUCCUCAUAAAGGGCGAGAAAUUCGGCAGAGCAGGAUGGCAAGAAAAGCAAGCCGCCACACGCAACUACGUUCUCGGCGUCAAGCCAAUCGAAAAAUCACUGGAGAAGCUGGAGAUCAAAGAAGAAGCACCAAAACCCAGAGAAGGCGUCCGAAUCGUUGCAAUCGAUCUCCAACCCAUGAGUCCCCUUGAAGGCGUCACAACACUCCGCGCAGACAUCACACACCCCUCUACAAUACCACUCAUGCUCAAGGCCCUGGAUCCAGAUACAUACGACCCCAGCGCAACAACCGCGUCUUCACCCGUCGAUCUCGUCAUCUCCGACGGCGCACCCGACGUCACUGGCCUGCACGAUCUCGACAUCUACGUCCAGUCGCAACUCCUCUGGGCCGCGCUCAACCUCGCUCUUUGCGUGCUCAAACCCGGCGGGAAAUUCGUCGCCAAGAUCUUCCGCGGCAAGGACGUGGAUUUACUGUUUGCACAGCUGAAGAUUGUGUUUGAGCGUGUGCGCGUCGCGAAGCCGAGGAGUAGUCGGGCGAGUAGUAUCGAGGCGUUUGUUGUGUGCGAGGGGUUCUGUCCACCGCCUGGAUUCACCGCGAGUUUGGAUCAGCCGCUGGGAGCUGGGACUCAGAUACCCACUCCUGUCGAGACGCAGCCACAGGUAGAGCGCGAGGCCAGACGCACUGUUCGCGAAGAUGGCUGUAUUGAGCUCGACCUGGGAACUGAAGGUGAAAGCGAGGAAGAUGACGUCGAGGAAGGUGGGAAACGCUGGAUAGCUCCGUUCCUCGCAUGCGGUGAUCUCUCAGCAUACGAUUCAGACGCAACGUACCAUCUCCCCAAAGACAGGGUGAGUCUGGAUCCUAUUCAGCCGCCGACCGCACCGCCGUACCGGAGGGCGCUAGAGAUGCGCAAACUAGCAGGUGGAGCGUACGGGAAGACGAAGUUGAAGUGA
This is a messenger RNA of Parastagonospora nodorum SN15, 1134 nucleotides long. RefSeq lists its product as hypothetical. NCBI's taxonomy places the organism in Eukaryota, Fungi, Ascomycota, Dothideomycetes, Pleosporales, Phaeosphaeriaceae. The transcript has a single exon. Gene Ontology annotation, biological process: cytoplasmic translation; tRNA methylation. Gene Ontology annotation, cellular component: cytoplasm. Gene Ontology annotation, molecular function: tRNA methyltransferase activity. The coding region runs from base 1 to 1134 and encodes 377 amino acids. The record is from RefSeq and is a predicted model, not a curated record.